GGUGAUUCUAAGGAUACUUUGGAAGGUUGUGAAGAAAAUUGAAGAACGAUUCAGUUUCUUAGUAAUACUCUGCGACAGAAAGGAUACAAGAGUUAAAGAAACUAAAGGAAUGACUCUAUUAUUCCGCAGCGUAUAACGUUCCAUCAGAACAACAUGAAGCAACUCGAGAACUCAUGACGUUAAUAGAGCUGAAAUAGGUGAAUGAGAGGAUUUCAUCUGUUUUCCUAUUUGACAUUGGGCGCACAUUCUGUCCCUCGAGACUUGGAAAGAUGGAAUAACUUUGACACCUUCUAUCUUGACAAUCUUCCUGAGGUCUCGAUAAUUGAGAUGACCAAGAUGAUAAUACCACAAAUAAGAAUUCCUGAAUGGAGUAUAGUAAUGAACACGUUAACCCAAUCCUGGAAGACCGAUAAUGGACCAGAUGAAAAGAAGAGCAGGUGGACCAAGAUAAAGGAAAUUCUCAAGCAAAACAUCAUGAGGCCUCUUCCAAUGUGGAAAAAGAUAUUUAUAGUUAUCUGUGUUGUUGCGGUUACACUGGACCCUCUGUUCUUCUACAUUCCCAUGAUAGACCAGGAACUCAAGUGCAUUAAAACAGACAAGAAGUUGGGAAUUUUAGCUGUUACUUUAAGAUCAUUAGUAGAUAUAGUUUAUAUAGUAGAUAUUAUACUCAACGUAUCCAAAGCAUAUGAGGUAGUACGAAGAGAAAAUUUAUUGAAAAGUGGUCAGAUGGUAAAAAAUGCUUUGGCAGUGGCACAUAGGCUCUCGUGGUCUCUCAUCUUAAUUGACUUUUUGGCCAUUCUCCCAGUCCCACAGGUUAUAAUAUUUGUUUUCGUUGAAGGACUUGGGUGCUCGGGAUCUUCGAAGAAAAAGUGGCUAAACAUUUGUCUUCUCUCUCAAUAUGUACCAAGGACUCUUCGAAUUUACCAAUCGUGCAAGGAUCUUGUAAGGAUCCAAGAUACAGUGACUAGAAUGGUUUGGGUUAAGGGUGGACUAAACUUUUUACUAUACAUCCUUUCUAGUCAUGUGAUUGGAGGCUUUUGGUACUUUUACUCAUUUCAAAGAGAAGCAUCAUGCUGGAAAACUAGAUUAAUUUGUGACAAAUAUAAGACAAUCUGUGGUGGAAACGAUCUUUGUGAUGUCGUAUCAAAAAACAUAGAACUUAUCAAUAAAGAGUGUCCGAUAGAUACGAACGAUAAGAAGAAAUUCAAUUAUGGGAUAUUUUUCGAAGCUAUAGAGUCUGGUGUGCUGGGAUCAUAUGAUAUUCCCCAAAAGGUCAUGUAUGGCUUUUGUUGGGGACUGCGACAUUUGAGUUCGCUUGGUGAAAACCUCGUAACAAGUACCUAUAUAUGGGAGAACUGCUUUGCAAUGGCUAUCACUAUCAUAGGCUUGCUACUCUUUAUGUAUCUAAUUGGAAACUUGCAGACAUAUAUGCAGCUGGCAACUACAAGAUCAGAAGAGAUAGGAGAAAAGAUGAAGUUGAAAGAACGAGAGGUAGAAAUAUGGAUUGAAAAAAGGGGUCUACCAAUGGAAGAAAAGACCUCAAUCAUGCAAAAAGUAAAGCAAAAGUUGAAGGAAAACAAAGAAGUUGAUGUUGAGAAUCUACUUUCUAUACUUCCCUUUGAAGAUAGAAAGCGCAUAAAGCUUCUCUUGUGCUUGCCUUUGCUAAGAAAAGUUUCAAUGUUUCAAAAUAUGGAGAAGGAAGUAUUGGACAUCAUUUGUGAACACCUUGAGCCAAUGAUGUAUACUGAGAGAAGCUAUAUGAUCAGAGAAGGGGAGCCACUUGAUCAAAUGCUUUUCAUCACGUACGGUACUGCUUGGGUCUACACAAACAAUGCUAGUAGUCACAACAACAAUGCUCAUGAUCAUCACAGUGGUACUAAUAAUAAUAGUGAUGAUUCGUUGGCAAUGAGAAAAAGUAGUACAAGACGUCUUAAGAAGUAUGAUUAUGUUGGAGAAGAGCUAUUGGAGUGGUCAUUGACGCACAAUACCUUAAGUGGCUUCCCCAUUGCGACUACCAACGUCAAGUCUCACACUAAAGUUGAAGUGUUUGCUCUUAGGGCCAAUGACUUGAUGAAUAUUGUUCGUAAAAACUAUAAAUUGUUCAGGCGGAAUAUCCAAACCUACUCCACUAAUUCUGGGGCCAAUGUGCAAAUGAUGAAUGAAGGUCCUCUCAAGUCUCAAAGUUCCAAGUAUCAACGCUUAUAGAACCAAUAAUACUAUAAUACAUUUAAUAAUCAAGUACUUGAUGAUGGAAUUUAGUAAUUUUAUAUAUCUAAUUUAAAGUUAAGUACAUGUUGUUUUGUGAUCGGAUGGGGAAUUUUAUCCACUUAUUUCUCAAGAAUGGAGAAGGUAGAUGGAUGAACAACAGAAAUGCCAUUGAAAAUGUUUCUAUGGACAUACUCAAAAGGAUGUUUGUAAUAGGACUCCUACCAGGAGAUGGUAAUCAUGACCUUAUUGAUAUUAUUGAUGAGGGAGGUAAACUAUUUGCCCAUAUGAUAAACCCGGACUGUUAAAAUACAAGUCCCCUAAUAGAGUUAAUUGCACCUAAAA
Molecule: messenger RNA, 2550 nt
Organism: Humulus lupulus (European hop)
Lineage: Eukaryota; Viridiplantae; Streptophyta; Magnoliopsida; Rosales; Cannabaceae
Product: cyclic nucleotide-gated ion channel 1-like
Exons: 8
Coding region: 202-2205 (667 amino acids)
Source: RefSeq, a predicted model, not a curated record